Messenger RNA from Notolabrus celidotus (New Zealand spotty), 2439 nucleotides. RefSeq names its product ring finger protein 41 (gene rnf41). The coding region runs from base 273 to 1229 and encodes 318 amino acids. Lineage: Eukaryota; Metazoa; Chordata; Actinopteri; Labriformes; Labridae. The record is from RefSeq and is a predicted model, not a curated record. The transcript is spliced from 7 exons. Gene Ontology annotation, biological process: tumor necrosis factor-mediated signaling pathway; positive regulation of JNK cascade; protein K63-linked ubiquitination. Gene Ontology annotation, molecular function: ubiquitin protein ligase activity; zinc ion binding. Gene Ontology annotation, cellular component: plasma membrane signaling receptor complex.
UGACGUCAACAACGACCGGCGUAUCGACGUCACAGAGGUGUAGGAUGUAGCGCCAGACGUGGCUAGCCAGCUAGUGUGUACAGUAGGACGUCCGAAAAUACAUUUACAUCGACAUCGGAAUCAGCUUUUCUACAUGUUCCAGGAGUCUUUGAGUGUCUCUGGGCAGACUGAUCAUUUCUGCCUGAUGUGACGCAUCAGCUUUACAUCAAGAUCUAAUGGAAGUAUUGAAGGCCUUUCGUGAGUGAGGAGGCUGUGGUUCCUAGUAAUGUACCAUGGGGUACGACAUUACGAGGUUCCAAGGGGAGGUGGAUGAAGACCUGCUGUGCCCUAUAUGCAGUGGAGUUCUUGAAGAACCAGUGCAGGCUCCACACUGUGAGCAUGCCUUCUGCAACGCCUGUAUAACACAGUGGUUCGCACAGCAGCAGAUAUGUCCUGUUGACCGCACGGUUGUGACGCUAGCUCACCUCCGACCUGUGCCCCGCAUCAUGCGCAACAUGCUGUCCAAACUGCAGAUCAACUGUGACAAUGCGGGUUUCGGCUGCACAGCAACACUGCGGCUUGACCAGCUUCAGUCACACCUGAAGGACUGUGAGCACAACCCUAAGAGGCCCGUCAACUGUGAGGAGGGGUGUGGGCUUGAGAUGCCCAAAGAUGAGCUACCCAACCAUAACUGCAUCAAACACUUGCGGAGUGUCGUCCAGCUGCAGCAGACAAAGAUCUCAGAGCUGGAGAAAACUGUGGCUGAACAUAAACACCAAUUAGGGGAACAAAAACGGGACAUUCAGCUGCUAAAAGCCUACAUGAGAGCCAUCCGCAGUGCGAACCCAAACCUUCAAAACCUGGAGGAGAGCAUCGAGUACAAUGAGAUCUUAGAGUGGGUGAACUCCAUGCAGCCUGCUAGAGUCACGCGCUGGGGCGGUAUGAUCUCCACGCCCGAUGCUGUGCUCCAAGCAGUAAUCAAACGCUCCCUGAUCGACAGCGGCUGCCCGCUGUCCAUUGUGAACGACCUGAUCGAGAACGCCCACGAGCGGAACUGGCCGCAGGGAUUGGCCACGCUCGAGACGCGGCAGAUGAACAGGCGCUACUAUGAGAACUACGUUGCUAAGCGUAUUCCUGGCAAGCAGGCGGUGGUGGUGAUGGCCUGUGAGAAUCAGCAUAUGGGGGAGGAUAUGAUCCUGGAGCCCGGCCUGGUCAUGAUCUUUGCUCACGGAGUGGAGGAGAUCUUAUAACUGCUGUAACGGCGAGCAGUGCUGAACCAGAGACAAGUGGGGGAGGGUUUGUUUGGGGGGUUUGCUGUGAUGAGUAGGUUUGUGCUCAUUGGAGGGAAACCUUCUGGAUAAAUUGGCUUAUUAAAAACAAAAUGUUAUGAGAGGCUAACUCCUAAGCUUGAUACCUAUGCCUUAAAGUAAGGACAAUUAUAUUAUGAACCUGUUAAGUAGAAUCUUAAUCUGACUGAUCUGAGAGAAAAGGUGAGAUGUGAUGUUUACAAGGUUUAUAUUUGGUGCAUUAUAUGAUCUGAUUGUUCUGCUCCGUGUCCUAAUGUAGUAUUGAGCUUGAGCCCCAGUUUAAUGUCCUCAGUUGUAUAAAUGCCUGUAAAUACAAAUACUAUAUUGAAUUAUAAAUGUCAGUCUCUUUCUCCUCUCAGUGUAAUUAGAUUGUGAUUUUUUCGUUUCAAUCAGUUCUGUUUCAUCAGCUUGUGUCACCGUCUGCAGGGGACGGCGACACGGGAGAUUUUUGUGUGCUUGCUUUAGUAUUUAGUUUCCUGUGAAUAUUUCACACGACAUCGUGCUUUCAGUUUAGAUUGUCUAAACCUUCUGUGCCAUUCGUUUUAUUUAUUGUGUUGCCUUUUUACAUAAACAUGCUUGAAGAUGUAACCGUUUGAUGUAUGGAAAUCUGCCUUUUCGGUGAAUUUGAAGUUCAUUGCAGGAAGAAAAUUGAUUUUGUGUUUGUUGCCUCAGUUGUAUAUAUAAAAGUCUGUACGUUGAAUCCAGCUGAAGUGUUAAAUUUGAAGUUUAACAUUUGGGAUUUAACUGUAAAGGCGUUUUUAUUUGUCGAAUCGUAUUGGUUCACUAAAUAUCAAAGUGAUCAUUUUGUCUGUUUCGGAUAGAAACGUAGACAUUGAUAUUCUCUUCACAUUUAGAAAGCAUCUAUUCACUGACAUAUCACUACAAAACCAUAGCUUGGAGAUUGUAAAAAUAUUUGUAAAGUCACUAAUGGCUUAUGAGAGGUAUAAUGUUUCACCAUACCAUCACCAUACUUAUUGCUGUAUUAAGAUAAACAAGACUGCGGAAGUCCAGUAUAAAAGCCUACACAAGUGCAGUAAACAGACAAGUUUUGGAUUCGUGCCCUUUGUUUUCCCUUGUUACUGUUUUUAUUUGUUUUGUGUCUGUUAUGUACUGUGUUGUACAGACAAGAAAGUAAUAAAUAUGUUAAACUAAA